Selaginella moellendorffii is the source of this 681-nucleotide messenger RNA. Its product is annotated as pentatricopeptide repeat-containing protein At4g02750-like. The transcript has 3 exons. Gene Ontology annotation, molecular function: protein binding. Bases 1 to 681 code for a protein of 226 amino acids. NCBI's taxonomy places the organism in Eukaryota, Viridiplantae, Streptophyta, Lycopodiopsida, Selaginellales, Selaginellaceae. The record is from RefSeq and is a predicted model, not a curated record.
AUGGGCGGCCGGGAUGUCGUGUGCUGGAACUGGAUGAUUACGGUGAAUGCCCAGAACAGGUUUGGUAAAGUACACCCAUGGUUGCCGCUAUGGCUCGGACUGGCCACGUACUGCGCUAAGAAUGGUCAGUUUGACCAGAUUGCAGUGCACGACGAAGUGUGUUGGAACGUUAUGCUCUGGCACAUUCCCUUAAAGGGCAUCUGGAUUGCUGCAAACUGGGCGGUUAAUGGAUCCCGACCAACAUGGCCUGAAGUUCAUGCAUCGCGGAGAUUGGAAUCCAGUCUCAAUGCUGGAAACGUUCAGACGCCACUACGCCCGCGCCGGCGAUCUCGACCGUUUGUGCGACAUGUUCGAGAAAAUGAGCGGCCGGGAUGUCGUGGGAACUGGCAUUUGGAGUUGGCAAAAGAACUCUUCGACAGUAUGCCGCUAAGAACCACCGCGACGUGGAACACGAUGAUAGGCUCUUUCCUAGGGCAGGAAGCCUACUCCUUGAUUCUAUCCAUGCCAGCGGGAGACACAAUGUCGUGGAUUCUGGCAGUCACAGUGCUUGCCCAAAUGGGGCAUAUCAAUGAAACAGACGACUUCUUUGUACGGAUGCCUGAAUGGGAGGUUUACGUCCAUGAUCGCCGCCAUGGCCCAAACUGGCCGCGUCCUGGUGGCGUGGAUGCUGCGCUAUAUUGA